AUGCUUCUCGCAACGAUCCGGGCCUUUCGAGCGCCGCCGAGCCCCUUUUUGCGCCGCACGACGGCCCUCUUCGCCGCCAAGGGCAAGGCCAAGGGCAAAAACAGGAAGGUCAAGGAGGAGACGCCCGAGCACGAGCGGUCCGUCGCCGGCGCCAUCAACUGGUACCCGGGCCACAUCGCGCGCGCCGAGCGCGAGCUGCGCGACUACCUGAAGCGCGUCGACGUCGUCAUCGAGGCGCGCGACGCGCGCAUCGGCGCGACGACGGCGCACCCCGACGUGUCCGAGUGGAUCGGCGCGCGGCCGCGCGUCGUCGUCUUCACCUUCGCGGACCUCGCGCCGGCGAACGUCGUGCGCGACUGGAAGGAGGAGCUGUCGCGCGACGUGCCCGUGUUUUUCGUCGACGCGAAGCGCGGCGGCGCCAAGGCGCUCCAGGGCAUCCGCAACGAGCUGACGAAGGCGGGCCGCGUCGUCAACGAGAAGCGCGCGAAGAAGGGCAUCAUGCCGCGCGCGGCGCGCGUCGCCGUCAUCGGCUACCCGAACGUCGGCAAGUCGGCGCUCAUCAACAAGCUCGCGGGCCGCAAGGCGGCCAAGUCGGAGAACAAGGCCGGCGUGACGCGGAGCCUGAACUGGGUGCGCAGCAAGCCGUCGACGCAGGGCAAGGGCUUGCCCUUCGAGCUGUUGGAUUCGCCGGGCAUCAUCCCCGCGAAGCAGCUGAACCAGCGCAUGGCCGCGCGCCUCGCGAUCUGCGGCGACAUCGGCGACGCGUCCUACGACACGCGCCUCGUCGCGGAGGCUUUGGUCGAGGAGCUCACGACGCGCCGCGACGAGCGCUACGCCCGGGACGGCGGCGCGAGCCUCCUCUCCAAGUACGGCGUCGACCCGGACGUCUUCGCGCCCGACGUCUACGUCGACGAGCUCGCGGACCUGCGCUACGAGGGCGACGCGGGCACGGCGGCCAUGGCCAUCCUCACGGACUUCCGCGCGGGGCGCCUCGGCAAGGUCGCGCUCGAGGGCCCGAAGGCGCCGCAGCGCGCCGCGCCGGAGCCGCCCGCGGACGCGCCCAAGCCCAAGCCCGUCGUCGUGAAAAACGAGGACGCGAAACGACCACUCUCCGACGAGGAGCGCGAGAUGGCCGAGCGCCGCGACGCGGGCGACUGGGUCGGCUGGUAA
Molecule: messenger RNA, 1170 nt
Organism: Aureococcus anophagefferens
Lineage: Eukaryota; Pelagophyceae; Pelagomonadales; Pelagomonadaceae
Exons: 1
Coding region: 1-1170 (389 amino acids)
Cellular component (GO): mitochondrion
Molecular function (GO): GTPase activity; GTP binding
Source: RefSeq, a predicted model, not a curated record